AUGGAAUCAUCAACAACGGAAAUCGAGACAAAAACAAAAAAAUCAACAACUACAACAGAUAUCAUUUCUACUAAUACUGUUAUCGUCAUCGUCGUUGUAUUUGUUUUCACAUUUUUCUGUUGUUUCGGGAUCAGUGCAUUCUGCUUUUAUAAAAGAAAACGUGCAAAACAAAUCGAGCAAAUUUCCGAAGGAGUGCCGUCAACUUCUCCAGAACAAUUGAAUGGUCAACCUGCUGUUUCUCCAGUUGUACAUGGACAGGUGGUUGUUGUAAAACCGACGAAAAUCGUCAUUUAA
This is a messenger RNA of Caenorhabditis remanei, 294 nucleotides long. RefSeq lists its product as uncharacterized. The coding region runs from base 1 to 294 and encodes 97 amino acids. The record is from RefSeq and is a predicted model, not a curated record. Lineage: Eukaryota; Metazoa; Nematoda; Chromadorea; Rhabditida; Rhabditidae. The transcript has a single exon.